Molecule: messenger RNA, 805 nt
Organism: Phytophthora sojae
Lineage: Eukaryota; Oomycota; Peronosporomycetes; Peronosporales; Peronosporaceae
Exons: 2
Coding region: 20-805 (261 amino acids)
Molecular function (GO): cysteine-type deubiquitinase activity
Source: RefSeq, a predicted model, not a curated record
CCGGCCCGGACUGAUUAUCAUGGCUCCAUCGCUGGCGUCGCCGCCGCUGUCCCCCAGCGACGAGUCCGUGGACCUGGAGUGCGGCCUGAACGCGCCCCACGCGCGCGUGGACCGCCGCCACAUGGAGCGCGACCUGGUGCUGGCCUUCGACUCGCGCGAGCUGCGGCGCCACGAGGCGUGGUUCCUGGUCGAGACGGCGUGGCUGGACUCCUGGAUGAGCUACGUGCUGGGCGACCCGGACGACGCCAACGCGCCCAAGCGGCCGGGGCCUCUCACCAACGACUCGCUCUUCGACCGCGAGGAGUUCCGACUCAGGGACGGCCUGCAGCAGACGAAGGACUACCGCGGCGUGAACCCGCAGGUCUACGCGCUCUACGCGGAGCUCUACGGCACGGACGGAGCCAAGCCCAUCGUGCGCUGGACGCUGGACAUGUACGCGGUGCCCGUGAUGAUCGACGACAUCCGCGAGAUGCAGCGCGCGCCCGAGUUGAAGGCGCGCUCGCUGGUGGCGGAGAUGAACGAGGAGCUGGACGUGCAGAAUAAGGGGCUGGAGGGGCUGCGCGCGCAGCAGGAAGAGGACAAGGAGAGCUGGACGUACCGCUGCUUGUGUCGCUGCGAGUUCCUGGUGCCAUUUUUGUACCGGGUGUUGGGGGGAGGACCGACGUACAAGAAGGAGAAGCAAACGACGUGGGGAGAGUAUUUGUGCUGCUGCUUCUCGAGGAGGAACAAGAACAAGAAGGAGGAGAAGAGUAUUGACGAGGAGGAGACGAGCAGUGACGAGGAGACACAUGGACUGCUGGGGUGA